Messenger RNA from Thermothelomyces thermophilus ATCC 42464, 3084 nucleotides. RefSeq lists its product as uncharacterized. NCBI's taxonomy places the organism in Eukaryota, Fungi, Ascomycota, Sordariomycetes, Sordariales, Chaetomiaceae. Gene Ontology annotation, biological process: intracellular calcium ion homeostasis; calcium ion transmembrane transport. Gene Ontology annotation, molecular function: calcium ion binding; calcium channel activity. The coding region runs from base 111 to 2930 and encodes 939 amino acids. The transcript has 4 exons. Gene Ontology annotation, cellular component: membrane. The record is from RefSeq and is a predicted model, not a curated record.
GAGCCGAACCAUCACUCGCUAAGCCAUCGAGACUGGCUUAUCCAAGAACGUCCUUUCAAGCCGUGCCACCCCCCUUUUCCCUCCGUUUCUGUCGCGGGAACCCUUGACCAAUGUCCUUAAGGUCACCAAUAUCGCCCCAGCGGAGGGGCUUCCUCCCCAUCUCGGGCGACUCGAGCACCCCCGAUGUACAGGACAUCCCCCUGCGCCCCAUCAAGUCAAACGCCAGCUCGACAGGUACGCGAAAGGCCAACACCGAAGGCAUGGAGGAAAAGCACGCCAUUUUCGACAAAGCCGUCGGCGGCCCGGCGGGCAGGAGGCGCCUCAGGAACGACCUACACCGGGGGGACACGGGUGAGUCGUCCGAGGAGGCCUCGCUCAACGCCAUGGGCCGCUUGUACCACAAGAUCGUUGGCUUCUCCGUCGUCACGCGCUAUCUUGUCUACGUCGCCCCCGUGGCCCUGCUGCUCGCCGUUCCCAUCAUCGUCCUCCCGCUCACCGGGGACAAGGACCGCGUCAGCCUGGGCGACCAGAAGCGCCAUAGCCUGUUCCUGCUGUUCGUCUGGAUCGAAGUCUCGUGGCUGGCCCUCUGGACCGGGAAGCUGGCCGCCCAUGUCCUCCCCUACGUCUUCAUGUUCUUCUGCGGCGUCGUCAGCUCAGGCACGAGGAAGUACGCCACCGUCCUGCGCGCCCUCGAGAUCCCCCUCUCGCUGUUCUUCUGGGGCCUCGCCUCGUGGCUGUCGUUCAAGUUCAUGUUCGAAGGCGCCAACAAGGAGUGGUCCGAAGUCAUCGUCCGCAUCCUGCUGUCGCUCUUCCUCUCGUCCGCUGUCCUCUUGGGAGAGAAGUUCCUCGUGCAGCUGAUUAGCAUCAGCUACCAUCAGCGAUCCUUUGCAAACCGCAUCCAGGACUCCAAGCGCGAGAUAUACCUCCUGGGCCUCAUGUACGAAGCCUCCCGCACGCUCUUCCCCAUGUACUGUCCCGAGUUUGCCGAAGAGGACUAUAUCAUUGCAGACAGUAUCGAGGCCAUGCUUACCCGCGGUAAAGGGGGCAAGCAGGGGGUGGCCGCCGCGCCCAUGAAACUCGUCGGCGACGUCACUCGUCUGGGCGACAAGAUCACGUCCGUCUUCGGCAACAUCGCCUCCGAGAUCACCGGGAAGCAGGUCUUCAACCCCAACUCGGCUCACUCCGUCGUCGUCGAAGCGCUCGAGAAGGUUCGCAGUUCCGAGGCCAUGGCUCGCCGCAUCUGGAUGUCCUUUGUCGUCGAGGGCCAGGAUGCGCUCUCACGCGAUGACAUCAUUGAGGUCAUGGGUCCUGCUCACCGGGAAGAGGCCGAAGAGUGUUUUGAAGCCAUCGAUGCCGAUCAAAACGGCGACAUCAGCUUGGACGAGAUGAUUCGCAAGGUUGUCGCGAUUGGCAAAGAGCGCAAGGCCAUCGCCCACAGCAUGAAAGACAUCAGCCAGGCGCUGGCCGUUUUCGACAAGGUCCUUUUGUUCGUUGUCUUGAUCAUCGUCAUCAUCAUCUUCUUGGCCGUCUUCCAGAGCACCUUCAUUGCCACCCUUACCACAGCUGGCACCACGCUUCUCUCGCUGUCCUUCGUCUUUGCCACUACCACGCAAGAAUUCUUGGGUUCCUGCAUCUUCCUCUUUGUCAAGCAUCCCUAUGACGUGGGCGACCGCGUCGACAUCACGGGCCCGGAGAAGGAGCAGUUGAUUGUGGAGAAGAUCUCGCUCCUCUACACCGUCUUUACGCGCAUCGACAAGAUGCAAGUCGUGCAGGUCCCCAACAUCGUCCUAAACAACGCCUGGGUCGAGAACGUGACGCGAAGCAAGGCUAUGAAGGAGACCAUCGAGGUCAAUGUUUCAUUCGACACGUCGUUUGAGGACAUCGAGCUCCUGCGCCUCGAACUCGAGCGCUUUGUGCGGGCGCCCGAGAACAACCGCGACUUCCAGCCCGACAUCUCCAUCGGCGUGGGCAGCGUUGGCGACUGCGAUAAACUCACGCUCACUGUUGCCAUCAAGCACAAGUCCAACUGGCACAAUGACGCCGUUCGGGCGACCCGCCGCUCCAAGUUCAUGUGCGCGCUUACUCUCGCUCUCAAGCGCGUGCCCAUCUACGGCCCAGGCGGUGGCGGUGACGCCCUCGGCGGGCCUACCAACCCUUCGUACAGCGUUGCUGUCACUGACGAGUUUGCCGCCCAGGCUCGCGCCAAGUCCGAGCAGGAGAAGGCGGCCAAGAGGCUGGCAAACCAGAGCGCAGAGGAGGCUGCCAACUCCGAGUCGGCCGCCGCGGCGGAGCAGCGAGCGGCCGAUCAGAUCAACACGUCGAGGCCGGUGGUGGAGGUCCUGGACGACUGGGGGUACGAGAAGACCCUCACUAGCCACGAGCCAUCGGCUGACCGUCCCCGCCCCUCUGACUCUGGCGCUGCAACUACCACGUCCCGCUCCGAUGUCCUCGGCGGCAUAAGCACCCGCGAAUCCCAACGCGGUCGCCGGAAGGCUGGCGAGACGCUCCCCCCGCACGCUCUUGACGACGAUUCGAACAUGCCGGCGGUCCAGCUAACGCGCACGUCCACGUCGACCCGUACGGACAAGCGUUCGUUUGACGUUGAGAGGCAGGCGGGUAUCCCGCCGCCCGCUGGGUCGCCGUACAAUACGUGGGCGGCCUACAACACGCAGGCGUCUGGUACGAUGCCGAGCGGAGCCGGUGGCCAGCCCCCACAAGACCCAUUCGGGGGGCCUUCCCCGCCUCCCGGGAUGCCCACGCAUCUUACCGUUCAGCAGCCGGGAGCGGCACCGACUCAGAGUGCAUCGCCCGGGAGGACGUUAGUGGGUGCGAGGCCCAGGGGCGGCAGUGUGAGUCGGCCCCAGGAAGGUGGCCCGGCUCAGGGUCAGCCCGGACCGUCGGGCACUGCGGGCCCUUCGGGUAGGAGCUGAGAAUCCAACAUGCUCGUUUCUCGUUUACACGACUUCUGAUAUCACAUUUUUGGUGGCCAUCUACGGCUGGUAAGCUCUCAGCAUCCAGGGGGGGCGGGGGGCGGGGGGCGGAUCAAAGUUGAGAGCUGGACGAUUGUACAGAAUUUGGCGGCAA